AUGUCUCUUUCAACGAGAGAUUCGACUGAUGAUGCCGGCCCGCGUUUACUCAGAGAUGUUUGGGGUUUUACAGCAGUCGCUAUUAUGGUUGUGAUCCUAAGGAUUGUUGCGAAACUGAGGAUUGAGAAGUUCGGUACGGAUGAUCUGCUCAUGGCUCUCGCAUUGUGUACGACUACUGUCGGCUCGAUUAUUAUCACCCUCGCUGUUCAACUUGGAUUUGGUCAGAAGGUGUCGGCUCUUGGUAAUGUAGCCGUGUCGGAAGUCAUCAUGCAUGACUAUUUGGCCCAGGCACUUGGUCUUGCUGGCGGUGCUAUAGGUCGGGUGUCCUUCAUUGUCUUCAUCAUUGGACUACUUGUGCAAAUGCCAUCCCAGAGAAUCGUAUUGUGGGUCCUAAUCGGUCUGCAGGUGGCUGUCAAUUCGUUGUUUAUCAUUAUAAUUUUCGUCCAAUGUCCAGGUCACGGAUCAGCGAUAUGGGAUGAUUCUGGUAAGAAGAAAUGCUGGGGCUUGCAUGUGCAAGCCUAUUAUGGAUACUUUCAAGGAGCUUUCAACGCGGCCACCGAUUUAGGGCUUGCCAUUUUCUCGACAUAUAUCUUUUGGAACUUGCACUUGAAGCUCCGGGUGAAGAUUGGGUUGGUGACCUUACUUGGAUUGGGCAUAUUUGCGAUGGCCGCUGCAAUCGUGAAGACCGUAGAAACGCGCGUCCUCGCAAGCUCAGAUAGAGAGCCAACCAUAGCGACUGUCACAUAUGACCGUUGGUUAUUCAUCGAAACGUGCCUGGUCAUCGUUACUACAUCCAUCCCUUCUAUCCGAUCCCUCUUCCGCUCUAUGGACGGCCGCAAAAUUCGCACCAGAAAACCCUACGAGUCCAAUUCCCGUUUCGUGGCCGACUCAUUGCAUACAUUCCGGAUGAGACGACGGGAGUUAUCGAUCUUCGGGAAAGGGACCAUGAAUGCCUCUGUAGGUAAUCACAAUAACGAGGUUUUCGUGCGAAUGGAAAGUCAUGAUGAGACACUCAAUUCUAGAAUGUCACGAGAGUCGGUAUUAUGUGUUUAA
Molecule: messenger RNA, 1053 nt
Organism: Penicillium atrosanguineum
Lineage: Eukaryota; Fungi; Ascomycota; Eurotiomycetes; Eurotiales; Aspergillaceae
Exons: 4
Coding region: 1-1053 (350 amino acids)
Source: RefSeq, a predicted model, not a curated record